AACAACGUGUUGGAGAUGUUUCAAGCAUCCUUAAGGAGAAAGCCAAACUCACCUUGCAUUGGUUACUUUGAAGAUUCACUAUCCUAUGAACAAGUAGACCAAGAAUCUUCUGCCUUGGCCUCAGCUUUUGUUGAGUUGGGACUGAAGCCUGGAGGCAGAGUUGGAAUAUACUUGCAGAACGUUCCUCAAUGGAUGAUAACUCAGUUAGCUUCUUGGAAAGCAGGAGGUAUAGCAGUUUGUUUGAACCCGAUGCUUAAAGAACGCGAACUUACUUAUCAUAUCAAAGACAGCGGUCUUACUAUUCUUGUUUGUCUUGAAAGUCUUUAUGAGGAGGUUGUUUCAAAGAUCCGAAACCAAGUUCCUGUUCCUGUUGUAAUCACCACAAAUGAGUUAUUAUAUCUUUCGAAAAGGAUACCUGAUAUGCUUAAAGGAGUUGUUUCACGACGGUUUACUUCUUGUCACGACUAUUCUCAAUUGAUAAGAGUUCAUUCAGGUCAAAGUUUAUCUAUUCCUUCACUGAAUCUGGAUGAUACUGCUAUGCUUACCUAUACAUCUGGCACCACAGGAGUUCCAAAAGGAGCAUGCAAUACUCACAGAAAUAUUGUCUUUAACAGUAAUCUUGUUCGUCAUUGGUUUCAUCUUAGUGAUGAAGAUAUUAUCAUGGCUCCAGCACCCUUAUUUCAUAUAACUGGUAGUAUAACUGGAGCUGGAGCAGGUUAUGCCUCUGGUUGUCCUGUCAUACUUUUUUGUCGUUUCGAUCCAUCAGAAUUCCUUCGUUUAAUAGAUCAUUGGAAGGUUACAUAUUUGGUUGGUGCAGUGACUGUCUUUAUUGCAAGUAUGAAUCAUCCAGAUAUGAAAAAAUAUAAUGUCAGUUCUGUAGUCAAGUUGAAUAGUGGUGGAGCUCCUGUUUCUGCAGCCACCCAAAACCAAGUAGAGCUGGCAUUCGGUAACAGACUAUAUAUUGGCUACGGACUUACCGAAUCCACAGCACCGUGCGUCCUGACUCCAUUCGGAAAAAGAGGACCUGUUGACAAGAAAUUUGGCUCGCUAUCAAUUGGUGUUCCAGCAUGUAAUGUUGAGUGUAGAAUUAUUUCAACAGAGAAUGGAGAGGAUGUGGAUUUUGGAGUAGCCGGUGAACUUCUAGUUAAAGGCCCAAUGGUCGUUCCAGGUUAUUGGAGAAAGCCGGAAGAAACAGCAAAGACAAUUGAAAACGGUUGGCUACACACCGGAGAUGUUGCUAUCAUGGAUCAGGAUGGUUAUGUCUACAUAGUGGAUCGGAUAAAAGACAUGAUUAUAGCUUCGGGAUAUAAAGUGUAUCCUCGAGAAGUAGAAGAUGUAUUAUACAGUCACCCUUCUGUACGUGAGGCUGCGGUUGUUGGUGUGCCCGACAAAUAUAGAGGAGAGACAGUAAAAGCUUACGUGGCUUUAAAGCAAGGUUCGGAAGUUACUCCGUCUGAAUUGAUAGAUUUCUGUAAAAAGAAGCUUGCGGCGUACAAAUAUCCAAGACAAAUCGAAAUUAUCGAUGAAAUACCGAAAAAUGCAAGUGGAAAAUUUUUACGUCGAGAACUUCGUGUCAUCGAACAUAAGAAACACUCGCUGGAAAAUGGACAGCUGUCCAGAACAGAAAUACCGAAUAGACUUUAAAAUUUUUCGUUGUAUUUUCAAAAAAUCAAGUAAUGAAUACGUAUGGACUAAUUCAGUGAGCUCAAUAGCGUUUCUCAAAAUUAUUCAGUCAUUUCGAAUUCUGUCUUUUUGCGGUAUAGUCGUUUAUAUUUCGAUAAAGUCUACAAAUAAAUCUGCUCGUUGUUUAUAAGAUGGUCAUAAUACGUCAAUAUUUUCUUCUAAAAAUGGUUGAAAAUUGAGCCAUUGUGUCUUUUUCCUCACAGAAUUAAAGCUUUUUCAAUGAAA
Galdieria sulphuraria is the source of this 1908-nucleotide messenger RNA. RefSeq names its product long-chain acyl-CoA synthetase. Gene Ontology annotation, molecular function: CoA-ligase activity. Lineage: Eukaryota; Rhodophyta; Bangiophyceae; Galdieriales; Galdieriaceae. The transcript has a single exon. Bases 16 to 1644 code for a protein of 542 amino acids. The record is from RefSeq and is a predicted model, not a curated record.